AAUGAAGCUAAAUUCAGAAAGUGCUAAUUUAUAUAAAUGAUAAUAUGAUAGUUAUUUCAGAUUGAACAUUUAAGGCAUGUCUUCAGAACCCAGUCUGGUGAGGUGCUAAGGAGCCAGGGAAGAAGGAAAGACUGGGGAAAAAGGAAGAGAAAUAAUGCUUCUUUCAAACCUUUUUAUUCUCAAAUAGGAGAUCCAUCUUGGGGACAAGCCAGACCUCCUAUAUGGAAAGAAUAACACUCGAGUUGGGUUGUGAAAGUGUUCAAAAUACUGUCAUACCUGCUCUGUUAAGAUCCUCCUUGUAGCAGGACUUAGGCAUCACAGUAGACCUUUCACAUAUAUCUCAUCCUGUGUGGACUCAUUUGGGAUUUUGGGAUCUUUUGGAUCAGUGGCCUCCGUGGCUUAGUUCUUCCUAUGAUUGAAUUCCUUAAUUCUCCCAUUUUUAUGAGGCUUCUGUGUUAACUCACCUUUGUGAUAUAUAAGACAGUUCAAACCACCCCAACUCCUGGCUUAGCCUGUCUGCAGGCUCGGGCAAGCAUUUCUAUAUUGGUACUUUGCCAUAAAAGAAUGGAGAUAAUAUCUUUUAAAAGGAAACCUUAGAUCUAGAUUACCUUAUUGCAAAAAUCUAGAAGAAAAAACACAGCUGUUUUUCUUAAAUUUUACAAGAUGGGUCCAUAGGCAAAAGCAGCGCACAAACCACCUAUAUUUGCCCUCUGUCAUUGCAACUUGUAGGCGUCUGUCCCCAGUGUUCUGCGUGAGGCGGGGAACUCUCCGUUCACACUGAAAUCAAAGGAAAUAAAUAACAUAAACCUACUGCAAAUAAAUAUCUUCUCUCAAAGGAGUGACUCGCUAACUUGCCAGAUAGGUCUCCUAUGGACUGCUGUGGCUAACGCAGUUUGCCUUGCUCACCUCUAAAAAUGGCAUGUUACAUUUCCCUCUUCACCUCCUUUUUGUGGUCCUUUCUCCUUUCCAAGAGAUGACUACAGUCAACGUACUGCAUACUUUGUGUGACCAAGAUUUUUGAAAGGCUACGUAGUCCUUUCUGCAGACACUGAUUCUCCAUGUAGGCUGUGCCUACAGCUCUACAGAAUUUCACAUUUCUAAGAAAAGCUUCUGAAGAACUUUGUUGACCAACCACUAAUUUAAAAAAUAUUAAGCUAUGCAAGAAAGUCAUGUUGUAUACUAAAUAUCUCUGACCUCAAAGUAGGUGCAUCUAGAUGUGCCUGAAUUUAUUGGACUGUGAAGUGACUGUGUGGUUUCAAGUUUUUAAUUUAUUUUUUUUUCCCCUUUAUCUUAUUACAGUUUAUGCUGUAUUUGCCUUUACCAGUGUAGUGAAUCUAAUAAUUGGACUGGAACAGGAUGGAAUUAUUGAUGGGUUCAUGACUCAUUACUUGAGAGAGGGUGAACCAUAUCUGAACACUGCGUAUGGCCAUGUGAUCUGCUAUUGGGAUGGCUCCGUUCAUUAUCUGAUGUAUCUGGUGAUGGUGGCAGCUAUUGCAUGGGAACAAAGCUAUAGAACCAUUGGCCUCUACUGGCUAGGUUCCAUUAUUAUGAGCAUCAUUGUCUUUAUGCCUGGAAACAUUGUGGGCAAAUAUGGAACAAAAGUGUUUCCUGCUUUUUUCUUGAGUGUACCAUAUAUUUGCCUUCCCAUAUGGGCUGGGUUCCGAAUUUAUAACCAACCUUCGGUGACUCACGACACUCCAGUCAAGGUGGUUCAGGAAGUCCAGAAGAAAGGACUCUUAAGACGACCAAUAGAUUUAAUGUUAGCUGCAUACCUCAUUCUAGCAACGGGGUUUUGCAUAUUUAGGGGCAUGAUUGCUCUGGAUUGCCCUGCUGAACUCUGCCGGCUAUAUAUUCAACUUCACGAGCCUUAUAUAAAAGACCCUGCUGCCUAUCCUAAGCUUCAGAUGCUGGCAUACAUGUUCUACUCUGUGCCAUACCAUGUGAUUGCUCUCUAUGGCCUACUGGUGCCUGGUUGUUCCUGGAUGCCCGAUUUAACCCUUAUACAUGCUGGAGGACUAGCUCAGGCUCAAUUUUCCCAUAUUGGUGCUUCUCUUCAUGCUCGAACUCCUUACAUCUACAGAGUCCCUGAAGAAGCAAAACAGUUUUUCCUGAUAUUGAACAUAAUGUAUGGGAUUCUUCCCCAGCUGUUGGCUUACAGGUGUGUCAACAAGCCAGAGUUUUUUAUGAAAACAAAACAAGAAGAAAAAACAGAAUAGCACAACUGUUUUCAGCUUCUCCUUUUGGUUAUGUAUAUAAUUGGGUUGGGGUGUCAUUGAACUGCUCAGAUAGAACCCAAAAGAAGCGUGUAAGAUGUGUAAAAUUGCACAGUUGUGUAAAGUUGCACGGUCUGUUUUGUUUAUCCUACUCAAAAAGGGAAAAUAAAGAUGACUGCCUUCAGUACCACUUCUCAACAUUUUGACUUUGCGCUGCAGUGGAGUUGCCAGUUCACAUAGCUAUUUUUAAGUAAGCUGCUUUGACAGUUUUAGAAAUACUGCAUGAAGUUAAAUAAUAAUAAUGAUGUCAGUGUUUAGCCUCCACACACUGACGAGUAUCAGUGCUAGCAAUCCCUAUACAGAGCUACUGUAGAAUGUGAAGGUCAGUAUUUUGAAGUGUGAAAAAUUAACAUACAUAACUCUGUCACAUGCACAUGUUUUAUUUGUCAAAAAGUAUGUCCUGUGGGUCAGCCUUGUUAAAAAUCCCAAGAAAUCUUUUAAGAAGCAAUCAACUCUUAUGGUAAGACUCCAUAUAUGAUAAGCAAAUCAUGUAGUUUUGUUAAUUCUUUUAAGGAUUCACUUCUGCAGGGACUGCUCAUCAGCUUGAAGAUAGGCACGUGCCUACCAGCACUUCUGAGGUGGGCACGGAGGGCUCAUCACCUUGGGAGGCAGGCCUUACACCGUAGCGUCCGUUUUCAGAGAGGAGAGGUUUGUGGCCCUGGUUUUGCUAAUGCUGUUAGGUCAGAAACAAGGAGCAGCAAAUACAGCCACCUUGGUUUGCGCGGCUGAUGUUUCUGUCUGCAGUGACAACUAUUUCUAUGCCUUUUAGGUGUAUUUAUACUAAAAGCAGUACACUCGGUGCAUUUCUCACAGAUGAAAUACAUUUUAACUGGAAACACUUUAAUUUGGGAUGGUGACUUUUGGGUGUUUUGACUUAAGAGAAUUUUAGUUUUCUUUUUAAACCUAAUUGGGAACAAGAAAGCAACAGCUCCUGCUGAUGCCUAAGGGGACUUUCAGAGCAGCAAGAACUUCAGGCUCUAACGCUCUCCCCCGAGCACUGAGGUGCAGUUCUGAAGAGAGAGCCCUCGGUUUUAUACCUCCAGCCAAAGGGGCAGGUCCAAACUAACCACAACGCAUCUCAGUCGAUGCUCCUUGGCAAAAAAGGAACUUGGCAGUAAUUCCCUGCAGCUCCCAGCCUCCCUGGUGUGGGCUCCUUCCACGCAGGCUAGAACUGGGGACAGCUCCAUCCCAGCACCUCCUCCCGAGAACACCAGCCCCGAGCUGCGGGGCUGCGGCAGGACAUGCUGGCUCACAAACAGGUAUUUGAGCCUCCGAUGUUACUUCUAAUGUUUUUUUAAAGAAACUUUGAAUACAUUCAAGGUGAAUUUAAUAACCUCCUGUUAUCCAGAAAAGGCAAAGUACAGAAAAAAUAAAGAUCUCACCUGCACUUGUAUCUAUUAUGGUCAACUCAUGUUAACAGAAUGUUUUGCUUUAAUACUUGACUUACUUACAUUAAUACCUCACAUUAUUACACGUAUGAAGCCAAAUAUGACGCUAACUUAGUUGCUUACAACCUCAAACCUUACUCCCAAUACACAUUCCAAUAAAUUUAUUCUGUAAAAACAAUACAUUUUUUUGUUUUCUUUUUGUUUUGUUUUUUGUUUUUUUGUUGUGGUUUUUCUUAGUUUUUUACAGUAAACUCAUCAACUACAAACCUUGAAUACGCAAAAGAUGUUCCAAGGACAAGCAUAACAAGGAUUGAUAAAACCAGACUAAAUAUGUUUUCACAAUAAGAGCUGGCAUAAAAAUAAAUAAAAAUCUCUAUUAUCACAAUAGCAACAAUAAUGUACACAGAAUAAUGGAUUUGGAAUGCUUACUUACUAGUCUAGUUCUAUU
This is a messenger RNA of Athene cunicularia (burrowing owl), 4109 nucleotides long. It is a transcript of the gene TM6SF1, whose product is annotated as transmembrane 6 superfamily member 1. The coding region runs from base 1215 to 2216 and encodes 333 amino acids. NCBI's taxonomy places the organism in Eukaryota, Metazoa, Chordata, Aves, Strigiformes, Strigidae. The record is from RefSeq and is a predicted model, not a curated record. The transcript is spliced from 8 exons. Gene Ontology annotation, cellular component: lysosomal membrane.